AUGCCGGUGCGAACCGAUUUGGUGUCGGACGAAAAAGUGGCCGUUAAGCUCGUGCACAUCAGAGGAGACCCCGAGCUCCUGCGGCUUGAAAAAGAUAUCUAUAGAGAUCUUGCGGGUGGCGUCGGAGUACCGGAGAUCACAUGGUUUGGGGAGGAAUGUGACUACUAUUGCUUGGUCUGUGAGCUUCUGGGGCCAUCGCUUGAGGAUCUUUUCAAUUACUGCGACCGGAAAUUCUCGCUCAAGACUGUUCUGCUCCUAGCCGACCAGGCUAUCGCUCGGGUCAAGCAUUUCCAUGACAAAGGGUAUUUACACCGCGAUUUCAAGCCAGAGAAUAUGCUUAUGGGGAGCGGUAAGAGAGGCAACAUAUUGUAUAUUAUUGACUUUGGCUUGGCCAGAGAGUGUCAUGAUACGGACCGGUAUAUGGGGUUCGAGAACAUCCCGUUUGGCGGCACUGCUCGAUAUGCUAGCCUGAACAACCACAAUGGUCGAGAACAGUCUUGGGGCGAUGACUUGGAGUCGCUGGGAUAUGUGCUACUAUAUCUCGCGCGUGGCUCACUGCCAUGGCAAGGCAUGGAAGUGGAGGAUGGCGAAGACAAGAACAAGAUGAUUGGGGAAAUGAAGCUAACGGUACCGGUUGAAACGCUCUGUGAAGGACUGCCCGAAGAGUUCGCAACAUACAUUACAUACACUCGGUCGCUUGGGUUCCAGGAGAAGCCCAAGUACGCCUACCUUCGCUGCCUAUUCCGUCGCGCCUUCUCAGCUCUUGGUUUCCAGUACGAUAACGUAUUUGAUUGGACAGAAAAGCUAUAUUAUGAGCUGCAAGCCGAAAUGCAAGACAAAAUACAACGCAAGAUACAACGCGACAUGGAAGGCGAGCUUCAACGCGACAUUGAGCGGUUACGACUGCCGGGAGAUGACACGUCCAGCGUGAAGAGGCGGACACGAGGCACCUGGGAUGAGAGGCGUCACUUUGCUAUACGAAGGACACAAUGA
This is a messenger RNA of Cordyceps fumosorosea ARSEF 2679, 993 nucleotides long. RefSeq names its product casein kinase I isoform delta. The transcript is spliced from 3 exons. Gene Ontology annotation, molecular function: protein serine/threonine kinase activity; ATP binding. Gene Ontology annotation, biological process: signal transduction; peptidyl-serine phosphorylation. Gene Ontology annotation, cellular component: nucleus; cytoplasm. The coding region runs from base 1 to 993 and encodes 330 amino acids. Lineage: Eukaryota; Fungi; Ascomycota; Sordariomycetes; Hypocreales; Cordycipitaceae. The record is from RefSeq and is a predicted model, not a curated record.